This is a messenger RNA of Plutella xylostella (diamondback moth), 2124 nucleotides long. Its product is annotated as suppressor of lurcher protein 1. Lineage: Eukaryota; Metazoa; Arthropoda; Insecta; Lepidoptera; Plutellidae. Gene Ontology annotation, cellular component: plasma membrane. The record is from RefSeq and is a predicted model, not a curated record.
AGUUUGGUCGCGAGACUCGUAGCGAGCGGUCGGCUACGGCGUAGCGUCGUAGCACUGCUACGAAAGUCUUGCUACGGCUUCUUUCGAAUAGUUUUUUUUUAUUGUGACUCGUAAUUUGUAGCAUCGGGUUUUUUAACUUUUAUUUUUGGUUUUGGCUGCGGUCGGAUAUUUUAUGGUUGUUUAGAUGCAGCCGGAUGAGAAUUUGGGAAAAUGAAGCUAUCGACUUUGGUGGUGCUGCUUCAGUUGUCUGUGCAUACUGUGGACGUCGGAUAUGCCAUAAACCCAAGUUGCACAUGCAUCCGUUUCACGUCAACGUACGGCAAGGAGCGCGGCACGUUCAGCAGCCCCGACUACCCGCGCGCGCCCCCGCGCCGCGCCUGCCUGCUCUACACCUUCCUCGCCGCCCCGCACCAGAUCGUCGAGAUCGUCUUCACGGACUUCGACGUUUAUAAAGGACAAUUGGACUGCAGCCGAGGCGACUACAUCAAAGUCUACUCGGAAGGGUCCACCAGUGGACCGGGUCCCCCCGGCGUCAACGAGUACUCGAGCUGGUCUCAGCUCCUCUGUGGGAGCCGCAUGGAUAAUCCUCCGCCGAUCUACUCUCACGGACCCAUGCUAGUCCUGGAGUUUCACACGGGAGGGAAAGAGACCAAUGCUACCGGCUUCGUUGGGACUUACAAGUUUAUUGAUAGACGUCUAUUCGAGACGGACGGCGUCCCCGUCCCGGACACGUGGUGCGACUACUCGUUCAGCUCGGCCCCCACCCGAGGACACGGUCGCCUCUACUCCCCGCGCUACCCCUCCACGUAUCCCAGCAAUGUGCGGUGCACUUACCACUUUCAUGCCAGACAAAAUGAAAGGAUAAAAUUGUUAUUUCAAGAAUCAUUUCUACAGAAAGGCGAUGAAAGUUGCCUCAACCGAGCGGACAUUAUAAAAGUGUUCGACGGAAGAGUUUCCACGGCGCCCGUUCUAGCGAUGCUCUGCAAUGAAAUUGUUGGAUACGAGAUCCUGUCAACGGGUGCAGACAUGUUGGUGCAGUUCACAGCCAACUCCAAGACCCCGGGACAGGGGUUCAAGGCGAGCUACCAGUUCCAGCCCAUCGACAACACUAGCACAGAAGCAGAUGGUGUGAGAAAGGCCAGCGCUCCAGACGCGUUAUCAUCGGGACUCGGCCCUGCAGUCAGUGCUGCUACCUCCUCGUGCCAUCAGCAGUUCAGCAGCGACGACGGUCGAGCAGGGCGCCUGGUCUCGCCUCAGUACCCGGCCCCGUAUCCUCAGAACUCGCACUGUCACUACAGCUUCACCGGCCGAGGCAGGCUGCGCGUGCGGUUGGUGUUUGAAGACUUCCAUCUGCCUAUUUUCGGUGAACAUGUUGUUGAUUGCGAGAGUAUGGACUCCCUAGACAUAUUUCUGUACGUAGACGGAAGACAGGAGAAGAUGGCAUCUUACUGCGGCGACGAGACUCCGAAGCCAAUCAUGUCCAACGGACCAAAACUAUCGAUAGAAUUCCGGGGAAUCUAUUCCUCUAGAACCAGUAGGGGAUUCAAAAUAUCCUAUUCUUUUGUUGAAGACUACGCGAUAGCGUCCGGGAAGCAGCUGCUAGAGUUCCCUUGCGCUUUCGUCUUCAACAGUUCUGAGGACCGGACCGGGAUCGUGACGUCACCAAACUAUCCCGGGCUGUACCCGCGGGACACCGAGUGCAAUUACUUCUUCUACGGGGAUAAGAAUGAGCGGGUUCACUUGCACUUCAACUACUUUGAUGUGGAGGGCGUUGUGCCGUGCGAAGCGGUCUCAGCCAGCGACUACCUGCAAAUAUCCAGUCAAAUGAUCGACUCAGAAAGCCGAAGAUAUUGCGGGCAGAUCAAAGACCUACGGGCGACGUCAUUGAACAACUUCCUGAGAAUCACAUUCAGGUCGAAUGACCGGUUGGAUAGCGUCGGGUUCAGCUGCAAUUAUAUAUUUCUGAGAGACUCGGAGAUGUAUAAUGCGUCGAUUAUAGAAGCUAGUUUCAACAGAGAUUCAUCGCUGCGUUUUUCCGCGCAGAUUUGGUGGCUGGGACUUUCAAUAGCAAUUAUUAACGAAUUAAUACUUAGAUAGUAGUGUGAACAAUACGAAGUAGGUAAA